Molecule: messenger RNA, 1185 nt
Organism: Aspergillus homomorphus CBS 101889
Lineage: Eukaryota; Fungi; Ascomycota; Eurotiomycetes; Eurotiales; Aspergillaceae
Product: putative meiosis-specific topoisomerase Spo11
Exons: 7
Coding region: 1-1185 (394 amino acids)
Biological process (GO): reciprocal meiotic recombination; meiotic DNA double-strand break formation; meiotic DNA double-strand break processing
Cellular component (GO): nuclear chromosome
Molecular function (GO): DNA binding; DNA topoisomerase type II (double strand cut, ATP-hydrolyzing) activity; ATP binding
Source: RefSeq, a predicted model, not a curated record
AUGCCUCUCACCCCAGACGCAUCUCACGCACCAUCCCCUCCCCAACCCCCCUCUACGCUCGACGAAGAAUCAUCCCCCCAAACCCGAGUCAAAGAACACAUCGCCAGUGCCCUCUCGACAAUCCUCACCGAGCUCUCCUCCCCAGACGGUCAUCCCUCACUGACAAUCAAACUCCGCUCCAAUAAAGUCUCAGCCCGAUUCAUCAGCCCGCGCACGGGUGCCCUCGAGACCCAGGUCUCUGAUACAUACACCACCUACACAUGGCCAGGCAAGGACUACUACGAAGCCUGGAAGUUCACUGUUGCGAUGCGGGUGCUGAGCGGGAUUGCGGAUGCGGUGGACAAGGGGGUGGUGGUGUCUAAGAGGGAUAUAUACUACCAAGACCCGGCGAUAUUUGGAUCCCAGCGUGUCGUUGAUCGACUGGUUGACGAUUUUGCACACACUAUUGGUGUGGAUCGGGUUGCGUUGAACGUGGGAGCCGCAGCUAAGGGGCUCGUGGUUGGGUGUUUCCACUGGAGGAUCAAAGAUCAAGCGAUGGCUGAUGAUGCGCAUUUCCUUAAUGCGGAUACCCUGAUCCCGAGUCCGCAGGACAUCCAGGAGAUGAACGUCUCGGAUGUCGACUGGGUGCUCAUUCUCGAAAAAGAGGCAGUGUACCGUCGACUCGCGGGGAUGAAAUACCAUGUCAGAUCUACAGCGGGUCUAGGGAUCCUGGUCACGGGCAAAGGGUACCCUGAUCUCAAAACGCGAGCCUUCAUUCGCAGGCUUUACGACGCAAGCCGUCAACCAAACAAAAGACUGCGGUUCUAUGCCCUGGUCGACGGUGACCCUGAUGGGAUGGCAAUCAUGUCCACGUACAAAUACGGUUCCUUGGCAUAUGCGCAUGAGAACAGUACCCUGAACUGCUCGGACAUUCGCUGGUUGGGGCUCCGCACCUCGGACAUCGUGACCGGCGUGGAUCGAUCCGGGAACGAUGCGCUCGUCAGCCUGACAGACAGGGACAGGAAGAAGAUCCUGGCCAUGUUGUCGAAUAAUCCAGUUUGGGCAGUGGACGGUCCCGAGCAAGAGGGCCGGGCUGAACUGCUGCAGAUGCUCAUGCUGAACGUGAAGGCGGAGAUGCAGAUCCUCUAUGACGGCGAUGGCGGACUGGUCCAAUGGCUAGACCGCAGGAUGACGCACAUUUCGUGA